Papilio xuthus (Asian swallowtail) is the source of this 2117-nucleotide messenger RNA. Its product is annotated as sodium-coupled monocarboxylate transporter 1. Gene Ontology annotation, cellular component: membrane. The coding region runs from base 214 to 2049 and encodes 611 amino acids. The record is from RefSeq and is a predicted model, not a curated record. Gene Ontology annotation, molecular function: symporter activity. The transcript is spliced from 13 exons. Lineage: Eukaryota; Metazoa; Arthropoda; Insecta; Lepidoptera; Papilionidae. Gene Ontology annotation, biological process: sodium ion transport; transmembrane transport.
GCAGCAACGAGGCGAAGUGCGCGACCGGUAAAUAGUCAAUUAGCGAGGCUCAUCCCUCCAAUGGGCCCGACCGAGAUCCUUCCAAGGAUAAAUAUAGCAAGUGGCCGGCUCCGGGUUCCGGUAUUGCGGCGAACUAGCGCGCUAUUGUGUCCACGUCGGGGAGUGAGCGACACAUAGGUCGCGUAGACACAACGCGCGGCGCCGCCUGACGACAUGACGAUCUACUUUGGGUGGCUGGACUACGUGGUUUUCGGUGCGAUGCUGCUCUCUUCCGCCCUCAUUGGCGUUUAUUUCGCUUUUUUCGCCUCCAAGAGGCAGAACACCACCGCCGAGUACCUGAUGGGCGGGAAGACUAUGGGCAUGUUUCCCAUAUCGAUGUCUCUUAUCGCAAGCUACAUAUCGGGCAUAUCGCUGCUGGGCCUGCCCGCCGAGAUGUAUACCUACGGCACGCAGCUGUGGGCCAUCGUGCUCUCCGAGUGGCUGGUGUCGCUCACAGUGGCCGCCGUCUACCUGCCCGUCUUCUACAACCUGCACAUCACCUCCGCGUACGAGGUGAGCGCUGCUCGUAUGCUACAGGCGUACCUGCGGCUGAGGUUCAACCAAAAGGUGCGGCUGUUGGGCUCCGUCAUCUUCAUCAUAAAGAUGAUGCUUUACAUCCCGAUCGUCAUCUACGUUCCGGCUCUGGCCUUCAGCCAAGUGACCGGCAUCAACCUGCACAUGAUCACACCCAUCGUCUGCUUCGUAUGUAUCUUCUACACGACGCUUGGUGGGCUGAAGGCGGUCGUGUGGACAGACACGCUGCAGACUGGCCUCAUGUUCCUCGGGGUAGUGUUCGUGCUUGCGUACGGCACCUGGCGGCUCGGCGGCGUGCUUCAAGUCUUCAGAAUCAACGAGGAAGGGCAGCGUCUCGAAUUCUUCAAUAUGGACCCCGACCCGACUCUCCGGCACACAUUCUGGACCACCGUGUUCGGCAACUACUUCGGUUGGCUCGCUUCUUGCUCGGUCAAUCAGGCUAUGGUUCAACGCUGCCUCGCACUCUCAUCCCUUAGACGAGCACGGAUAACAAUAUUCAUUAUGGCGGCUGGCAUCUUUACAAUUGUGUCCCUUUGCUGCUACACGGGGCUGGUGAUCUACGCGACGUUCGCGAACUGUGACCCUCUGGCAACGGGCGCUAUCCGCAAGAGCGACCAACUGCUGCCCUACUUUGUGAUGAGCCUAGCCGGUCCCGUUCCCGCUCUGCCCGGCCUCUUCAUGAGCGGGGUGUUCAGCGCCGCACUCAGCUCGAUGUCGACCGGCCUGAACUCGCUGUGUGGCGUCAUCUUCGAAGACCUCAUCAGACCUGCAUACAAGACGCCCAUCUCAGAGCGAGCGGCCAGUUUCAUUAUGAAGAUUAUUGUUGUGCUUAUAGGCGGCGCGUGCGCGGCGCUGGUGUUCCUAGUCGAGCACCUGGGCGCGCUGGUACAGGCGGGCAAAAGCUUGGCUGGCAUCACUGCCGGCAGCCUGCUGGGCAUGUUCUCCAUGGGCCUCUUCCUGCCCUGGGUGAACUCCACCGGUGCUAUGGCGGGCGGUAUCGCGUCCACACUGCUGGUGGGCUGGAUGUCGCUAGGCACGCAGGCGGCCAUCGCUCGCGGGCAACUCUUUCUGGCACCUAAGCCUAGCUCCGUGGACGGCUGCCCCACCAACGCCUCCGCGCUGACGAUCAUCGCCGCGCGCGCCGACUACGACAGGUCGGGAACAUUCUUCCUGUACCGGCUGAGCUACCUGUAUUACACGCUGGUGGGCACGGCGGUGUGCGUCGUCACCGGCCUGCUCGUCUCCUGGUGCACCACGCCCAACGACCCCGCUAUGGUGCAUCGUGACCUGCUGACCCCGGUGGUGCACCGGUGGCUCCCCGCGCAGCACGCGCACUGCCCGCGCCCGCGCCCUACGGAGCUCGCGCUUCCCGCCGACCACUGCACCUCACUUGACCGACUUCACAUCAACCCCUCUAACGACAAGAACAACUCCAGCACUAAGGAGCUGCACACAGAAGAAGGCAAGAUAUUUUGAUUGUCAUCUUAUGUGUGAAGCUUUGUUUUACACUGAAAAUUGUAUUUUAAUUUGAAAAUAAAUAAAAA